Molecule: messenger RNA, 1070 nt
Organism: Saccoglossus kowalevskii
Lineage: Eukaryota; Metazoa; Hemichordata; Enteropneusta; Harrimaniidae
Product: SUN domain-containing ossification factor-like
Biological process (GO): protein folding in endoplasmic reticulum
Cellular component (GO): cytoplasm; membrane
Source: RefSeq, a predicted model, not a curated record
AAAAGAUUUUGGUAUCCAAAACAGACUCUGAUAUUGAUAAUGUUGAAAAAAGUAUAUGUAGUGAACAACAUGUUAUCCAAACCGAGACUAUACAUAGUUCUGAUGAGGUUGUCAUAGAACCUUCAGUGCCUCUGUCAGUUGAUACUAAACAAGAAGUAGAACCAGUGAAAACAAAGCCACUGGAUGAUAUUCUAGUCACAAAGUCUGAAAUUAUUCAAUCCUCUUUGGUUGAUCAAAGUAAUAUUGAGGUAUCGCCUUCUGUUGAGGCAGAUAUUCCAACAAUUAAACCCACCCCCACUGUGCUAAUAGACAAUAGUGCUGCCACUGCAAGUGAGAUGAAAACUGUGCCUGAAGAAACGCCGCCGCUACCUGAUGUAGAAAAGACAUUCUAUGCAGAAAAAGAUGCUCAUGAGUUGCCACUUGGUGAACAGUCUAAAAGUGGUGUAGUUUUACCAACAAGCAAGGAAUCUAUAUUUAUGAGGUUGAAUAAUCGAAUCAAGGAUUUGGAGUACAAUAUGUCUUUAAGUCAGCAGUAUUUACAGGAACUAAGUCAAAGGUAUCGAAAGCAGAUGGAUGAGAUGCAGAAAAAUUUUAAUAAAACUGUUGGUAGACUUACUGAUAGUUCACAGAUAGCUGAUGAGAAGGACCACAAACAACAGGAUACAAUAGAGAAUCUAGAAACUCAGCUUGCUCGUUUGACAAAAUUAGUUGAGAAUGUCUCACUGGAAAUGAAAGAUAUGCAACAUCAAAUGAUUGAACGGCAUUUCUUUCUAAUGCUUGUAGAAGUUGUCAGUCUGAGCUUUCUCUUUUUAUUCUGUGUUACACGGCAGAGAAGAAGAGUUCAUGACAUUGCACCAAAUAAGCCUGUGAUUACAAUUGAUUCUCAUUCCAAGAAAAAAACAAAACUUAAAAGACGUAAUUCUGUUGAUGGAUCAGUUGGACAUAAAAAAUUAGAAUUAGGUAAAUUGAAAAAGAAACAUCAUGAUGACGAGAAUAUUUCAAUAACUGGUGAUUACAGUGAUUUGUUAAUAGUGAAACCAACCAAGUCUCUAUCAGUGGUAUUAAAAAAG